Durusdinium trenchii is the source of this 768-nucleotide messenger RNA. The record is from the annotation of a GenBank genome assembly. NCBI's taxonomy places the organism in Eukaryota, Dinophyceae, Suessiales, Symbiodiniaceae.
AAUUUGCCAAGCCUCUCACUGCUCAAUGUAGAUCGGCCAAGAUGUGUGGAUGAGCCUUGCGCUUUUGGCGGUGGCUACGUUGGCAUGGCUCGUUGAGGGUGGCUGCCCCUCCAGAGCCAUCCCGGUUGUCAUCGGCAGCACCACGGUCCCUGUGCGUCUCAUAGAGCUGCAAGAGGGCGAAGCUGUCGAGUUGCCUUGCGGAGACCUGCUGAAGGGCUAUGCUGGAUUGCUGCGGGUGUUUUGCCUCGCCGGGGUCCAAACCACACGGCAUACCUGUGAGCCUAAGAGCUGUCCAGCUGGGCAGCGCGCUCCUGCCAGGAUUGGCGACAGUGCUGAUUUGCUGCCUGCAGAAACUAGAGGACUUGCGCACAAUAAGCAGGAGUCUAUUCCGUGCAGGAUCUUGAAAGAAGGCUACUUGGGCCACGUGCAUCUCAGGUGCUUUUUGGGUGAACUCCGCGCAGAUGCUGCCAGUUGCCAUCCACAACUGGAAGGUGCCCGUUCAGCUUACAGGCUACUAAGCGGAAACUUCUUGCCAGGACUUACUUGGUUACUUGGACUUCUUCAGGUUUGAGCUGCGCUGCCCUCCAAGGAACCUGGCGGGUCUUUGAGCUGUACUUCUACAGCAGUCCAGAUUGUCAGGGAGGUAAGCUUUUUGGUGAGCUCUUUGGCGCAUCCGAGCUAGCUGGCACUUUGGCACUCAGUGCCGACCGGAAUAUUUCAACGUUCUGGAGUGCUUGGUGCCCGAGAGGCUGCACGGAGGACACUGCU